GUGAUUAGGUGGAUAUAUGUAUGUAUGGUAACACUAUGAACAGCGAUAUAAAUAGAGUAGUAAGUGUUGUAGUUGGUGUCGAGCUGCUAUUUUUGGUUUCUUUGCUCUACAUAGUAAAUUGUGAUCUGGAAUUGUGCUGUUCUAGCUAUGGGUCAAGCACUUGGUUGUGUUCAAAUCGGGCAGUCCACUGUUGCUGUGAAGGAACGUUUCGGUAAGUUUGAGGAUGUGUUGGACCCUGGAUGUCAUUGCCUACCUUGGUGUUUAGGCUACCAAGUAGCAGGAGAAUUAUCCUUGCGUGUGCAGCAACUCAAUGUUCGUUGUGAAACCAAGACCAAGGAUAAUGUCUUUGUUACUGUAGUUGCUUCAAUUCAGUAUCGUGCUUUGGCAGAGAAAGCUUCUGAUGCCUAUUAUAAGCUUUCAAACACUACAUCACAGAUUCAAGCUUAUGUAUUUGAUGUAAUCAGGUCUAGUGUCCCAAAGCUAUUAUUGGAUUCCGCCUUCGAACAGAAGAAUGAAAUUGCUAAGGCCGUGGAAGAAGAACUAGAGAAGGCGAUGUCUGGUUAUGGCUUUGAGAUAGUUCAAACCCUUAUUGUGGACAUUGAACCAGAUGCUCAAGUGAAGAGGGCCAUGAACGAGAUAAAUGCUGCUUCUAGAAUGAGGGUUGCUGCAAAUGAAAAGGCUGAAGCAGAAAAGAUAUUGCAAAUCAAGAGAGCUGAAGGUGAAGCUGAAUCUAAAUACCUGUCAGGUCUUGGCAUUGCUCGACAGAGACAGGCAAUUGUGGAUGGCUUACGUGACAGUGUUCUUGCCUUUUCUGAGAAUGUUCCUGGGACUUCUGCCAAGGAUGUCAUGGACAUGGUGCUGGUGACUCAAUACUUUGAUACCAUGAAGGAAAUCGGUGCAUCUUCAAAGUCAUCUGCCGUUUUUGUCCCACAUGGACCUGGUGCAGUGAAAGACAUAGCCUCACAAAUCAGGGAGGGUCUUCUUCAGGGCAAUGCUGCUCAGUAGUAAUAUAGUUUCUACAAUGAGCAUACGACAUUGAGAUUUGGUCAUUUAUCCUUAUACGCAUGCUGUAGCACACUUGGAACUUUUGCUUGGUAGAACCAUAGCAUACAACCAACAGUUGUUGAACAUGCUGAUCUAGAUAAGUAUGUUGGUGUGAAUAUGAUUGGUAAGUAAUAUAUCCUUUUUAAGAUAAA
This is a messenger RNA of Daucus carota subsp. sativus, 1196 nucleotides long. Its product is annotated as hypersensitive-induced response protein 2. Lineage: Eukaryota; Viridiplantae; Streptophyta; Magnoliopsida; Apiales; Apiaceae. The transcript has 6 exons. The coding region runs from base 148 to 1005 and encodes 285 amino acids. The record is from RefSeq and is a predicted model, not a curated record.